GCUUCCCACAUAGCUGCAACAGGAGCAACCCACUGUUACUCAGCCACCAUUGGCCGAUGACUAGUUCACUGGUGAUGAUGCAACAAUGGAGGAGGACACUGAAGAGCGUAAUUUGGAGGCUGAGUUGGAUGCUGAGUUUGCUGUGCUUGAUCCUAAGUUAGAUACUCAGUUGGAGGAGGAGCUAUCACGUGCUGUCCCAAAGACAAGACGUGGCAUGGAUAAAGGAGAUGACGCUCCUGCAGACUCGAGUCAAAGGAAGGUGCUUAGACUUAAUCGUCGAGGCACAUUCAGCCAUGAGAGCUGGCCUGAGGAAAAGAAGAAGGUUGCUUGGGAGAAUUUUCAGAGGACAUAUAAUUGGGAAGAGGAUGAUGCUCCUGUGUAUAAAAUUUGGAGAUUACAUUGUCGAAACCGUUUCCGAGACGAGCUUCAUCAAGCUCGAAAGGCGUGGGUCAAGGACAAGAAGUUGCCCGAGUUCAUGCAUAAGGAUACCUUUAAAAUUUUGUUGGCAAAAUGGAGGAGUCCAAAAUAUAUUGCACUCCAGGAAAGAGGUCGGCAAAACCGAGCAAAGGAUGACCGUGUGACCCACACAACUGGAUGCCUUUCUAUUGGGAUCCAUGAGGAUCGACUGGCAGCUAAAAGAGGAGGAGUUAGGCUGACACCUUUAGAGUCAUACUUGUUGACUAACACGACUUGCCGACCUGAUGCUCCAAAAGAUGCCCCACCCGCUUGGAUAUGUCCACAGGCUGAGCAGACAUAUGUAAGAAUCUGAUUCUUUUAUGAUAUUAAUUUUAUUUAUUUUUAAUGUCAUAUUGCCAUAAAAGAAGAAAAGUGAU
Messenger RNA from Rubroshorea leprosula, 833 nucleotides. The record is from the annotation of a GenBank genome assembly. NCBI's taxonomy places the organism in Eukaryota, Viridiplantae, Streptophyta, Magnoliopsida, Malvales, Dipterocarpaceae.